Messenger RNA from Fusarium pseudograminearum CS3096, 2364 nucleotides. RefSeq lists its product as uncharacterized. Gene Ontology annotation, cellular component: plasma membrane. The record is from RefSeq and is a predicted model, not a curated record. The coding region runs from base 1 to 2364 and encodes 787 amino acids. NCBI's taxonomy places the organism in Eukaryota, Fungi, Ascomycota, Sordariomycetes, Hypocreales, Nectriaceae. The transcript has a single exon.
AUGGCGAGGCUAAUCUUUGCUUACGCCGCUCUCUUUUUCUGGGUGACUCUGGCAGUUGCCCAGUAUGAUUACAACAACCUUCUGAAGGGCUGUUACCAGGGGCGCUCUGAUGACUUCGCUCUCGGUGGGUUUGCCAGGACUCAGCCGCAGCGGGAGUGGUGUGCCAUCGUAUGCUCCCAACGAGGUAAUACGUUUGUCGCAUUUGGCACCGUCCAUUGCUUUUGCGCCAAAAGCGAACCUCCUAGCACCAACGAAGUCGACAUCAGUCGCUGCAAAGCGCAUGGUCUAGACGGAUGGAACGCACCCAAGCUCGGAAAGGUCAACCACGUCGAAGAGUUCUUCGUUGUGUUCAAUAUAGACCCAAAAAGGAAGAGUGACGACUCAAAGAGCGCCCCUCAAGAUGAAUCGAAAUCAUCACCUCAAUCAGGACCGCCCGCUGCGCUAUCCCCUUCAGCUGGUCCCAGUAAACCCCUCGGAUGUUAUCCAGGCUUACCACUUGAUGUCCAUCUUACCAAGAUCACGAUCACCGAAGAUGAGCGUCGUGAGUGCGCCAAGUCAUGCGCCGAAGAGGGUAAAGCUGCUGUUAUCUUCAGUGGCCUCAAAUGCGGCUGCACCGACAACCCCCCAGAGGCUUCUACUCGGGUGGAAGACAUCAGGUGCGCCCUACAAUCUACGAACAAACUUUAUCGCACCGAUCUUGUCUACAGUGUAUGGAGCACCGGAGUUGAGGCCCAAGAAAAAUCUACUCUCUUAUCUAAGGGACCGGUUGGGAAAUGCUUCUCCAGUCGUCCCCUGACUUCAAGACAAUUUAUCGUCAGAAAUAACGGACAUGUCCGUGAGGUUUGUCUUGAUCGGUGUAAUCACCAUGGGUAUCCCGUUGCACUGGUACAUGAUACAAAUUGUUGGUGCGCCAAAACAUAUCCUCGUCGUAUUUACUCUUCUGGCUUGGAGUCUUGCGAUAUCCCUUGCCAUGGAGAUGAUGGAGGCCGUUGUGGUGGAACUAAAGGCAGCAAGCUUUAUUACUCUAUCUACGACACGGAACAGAUCGACAAAGCUCCGGUAGACCUGAGAAGUAGGCCUUUUGAUCUUCCAGUCCGACACGAGACAACAUGGCAUGGAUGCUGGAUGGAGCCGCCGAUUACUGAGCACCACUCGCUUAGUAUACAGAACAACACACCCGCGAGAUGUGCUAGCUACUGUCGGAGGUACAAGUCAAAGGUUGCUGCUGUGCGGCAGAACAGUUGUGUUUGCGCCGAAUCGUAUCCCGAACGCAGUCGAAAGCGCCCCGAAUCUUUGUGCAAAUCCACAUGCCCUGGUAAUCCGUACGAAGACUGCGGUGGACGUCGGGUCUGGACCGUCGUCAAUACUGGAUUAGACAUUCAUGUUCCAUACGAUAAACUCAAGCGCAAGGAACACCCUGGGGACUUUAACAUGAACCCGGGUUCGAAGAAGGCGUCGCUCUCGGGCUGCUACGCCGAGGAAUCUGUCACACAGGGAGCCAUCCAGGUACACAUUGGUGGCGGCCGAGUCGAACUCUGCGCCUCCAGGUGCAGGAAUUUGAAAAUGCCGGUUUCUGCGUUACAAGGAAACACGUGUGUAUGCCGUGAUACGAUCCCCCGGAAGGACAGCAAAGUCGAUAAAUUCCAUUGCAAUCACUCUUGCCGAGAUGCUGAUGAAGGGUCAUGUGGCGGCAAGGAUACUUACAGCGUCUACAAUUCGGGAUUGCAAGGCCAUAUCAGAAUUGAUACAAACACAAAACAAUCUCACGGCUGUUUCAGGUUCGACCGCUUCUUAUCUACCCGCCGUACUCCCGAACUUAUUCGCGUGGACAUCCAUGGCCCGAAUCGAAACGCGAACGGAGGCUCCUGCACUGCUCAGUGUGCCGAGAAGGGUUUCGCCGUGGCUUUACGACAUCAUACACAAUGUUUCUGUUCUCCUGGGCUCCCUCAAGAAAGGCGACGUGUCGACGAUGAGUUUUGUUCGAUUGGGUGUCGCGGAGAUACACUGGAAACGUGCGGUGGUCCAUCUUACGCAUAUACUGUUUACAAGACUGAUGCCUACAUGCCCGAUCUUCAUACGGAAAAGAAGCCAAAGGCAAAGAAGCCGAAGCAAGAAGACCUGAGUCCUUCUCCAGACAGUAGACCUCAGUGUCUGCAUCCCGCUUUGGAGAAGGUCUACGAGGUUUUCGACGUGGUUUCGGACAGGGUGGCUGGUGUCACCCAAAAGGUCCAGCACGGGUUCUUUUGGGUACGCGACAAGGCACAGCAUAUUUUUGAUGUCUGUCUCUGGCAUGUCAUGCUUUUCUUUUCCAACAUCAUGUAUCGUUUAGGAUUGCUAUCGGCCGAGGGUGUGGUUGAGCUUUAG